AUGCUGGACUGGAAUGAGGAUUCGUUCAUGUCGGACUGGGACGCAAAAUAUGUCUCGACAAACGUCAAGCCCGAAGCACGGAAAUACGACAGAGAGUUCUUCUUGGGCCUCAAUUCCAAGUUGGCUACGUCACAUCCGGAGCUGAAAUCUUUCAGCCAUGCAAUAAUUGCUGUUUCAUGCUGCGCUGUCAAUCGUGCAGAUGUAGUAGGACGUUUCUUUGACGACAUCACGUUUGAUUUGACACCAGAGGAAUCAGAGAAGUUCUUUCUCUGCGUCAGAGAGGCCAUCACCAUUGUUUUUCCUUAUCUCGGAAUGCCAACUUGCAUUCCUGCAUGCUAUGGCAUGAUUGGCGUUGUGCAGCGAAAAGGCACAGAAUAUGCUUCUACCAAAGUUCUCCGAAAGACGACAAUCGAUGAGGAAGACGUCAAAAAGGGUAGUGAGCUCAAAUCUCGCAUAUAUAGCGGCGUUGGAAAUUCGGGCAUCUUCAGUCUGAUGGAUAAGUAUUUCACCGAUUUAUUUACAUGUUCAAGCGUUGUAAUCUGGGGAUAUCUCAUCUCAAAGGCGAAUGAGGAGGUUUUCCAGCCAAACGAGUCGCAUUUGAUCAUUGCAGCUUCCAUAGCUGCGCUGGGAGCAACUCGGCAAACAAAGAGUCAUAUCAAGGCCACUUUGGGAAUAGGUAAUUCAGUUGCGAGCGUCAAGACUGUGUUGGAUGUCGUGAGGAAGAUCACUGAGUGGGCUGAUCGUCCUAUUGGGGAUUUCGACGUAGAUGCACUCUCUGAGGAAAUUCAGAAUGCACUCAAGAAAUAA
Molecule: messenger RNA, 807 nt
Organism: Fusarium sp. VM40
Lineage: Eukaryota; Fungi; Ascomycota; Sordariomycetes; Hypocreales; Nectriaceae
Source: the annotation of a GenBank genome assembly